UCGCACAUCCCACUUUCAAGAUAAGCAAGCCUCAAUUUUUUUCACGAUUUCAGUCGUUUUAUGAACAAAUUGUUUGACAGUGAGAACUGCAAGAUAUACCUUAUGUAUUGAGAGUGUAGCCAAAUUAUUCAAGUUGAAUCAAAAUGUGCUUGAAAAGCUGAUUUCAGUAUCAUAUAUUCGUCGUACUUUUUAAGACGGAUGAUUUUUGGUAUGCGCAGCCGCAAUGAAAAAUAUUCGACUCGGGGCGGUCAACGAAAGAUCUUUUCGUAAAAUAUUUCGACGUUGAAUUGAUAAAUCUGCCUGACUGGCCAUUUAUUUCUCAGCAAAAAUCACACCAAUUCCUUCUUUGAAAAGAAGAUGGCAAUAAAAUCAACAUUUGAUCCUAUGAAACCGAAUGAUGGCAAGCUGACCUGUGUGACCUUAGGGGUCACUUUAAGGACUCAAGAUGAUGAUGAUAGGGGAUGAUGUGAGCGAGCCUUCCUCGCCGGAGUCUGCCUUCGAUGAGACGGACUUGCUCAACUCCUCCAUGCACGAUGAUGUCACAGCACAACUAGCUGCAGCAGGUCCCAUCGGUGUUGCAGCUGCAGCUGCUAUUGCGACAGGAAAAAAGAGAAAGCGCCCUCACUCGUUUGAGACGAAUCCAUCGAUACGCAAACGACAACAGACGAGAUUGCUGAGGAAAUUACGAGCCACAAUUGAUGAGUAUACCACCAGGGUCGGUCAACAGGCCGUCAUGAUAUGCUGCACACCAGGGAAGCAGGAAACCAACUUCAAAGUGUUUGGCGCUUCCCCGUUGGAUCAUGUGGUUCGAAGUUGUAAGAGUGUGAUCAUGAGUGAACUGGACAAUGCCCUUGCCCAGCAGACGCCACCAGCCCAGGCUGAAAACGCCAACCUGUAUGACCUCCCGCCGCUGGUGUUGGACGGCAUCCCUACUCCAGUGAACAAAAUGACGCAGGCUCAGCUGCGGGCAUUCAUCCCGCUGAUGCUGAAGUACUCCACAGGGCGAGGCAAACCCGGUUGGGGAAAGGAAAGUUGCCGGCCCGUCUGGUGGCCUUCAGAUCUGCCGUGGGCGAAUGUCCGCAGUGACGUCCGCUCUGAAGAUGAAAAGAAGAAGGUGUCCUGGACGCACGCCCUGCGCACCAUCGUCAAGAACUGCUAUAAGCAUCAUGGGAGAGAAGACCUCCUACCGGAGUUCUCCGACGACAAGGACGUGAAAGAAAUGAUGCUGCACCAACGCUCACAGACCACGAUCAUCCCGUCACACGCUGUGGUACAGACCAUUAAUAAUCCAGACGGCACUGUAUCUCUUAUACAGGUGGAUACAGGGAACACAGUGGCCACGUUAACUGACGUCAAUCAAGUACAACAGGUCCAACAGGUUCAACAGAUGGGUCAGAUCCAGCAUGUCCAGCUUCACCAUCUACCGAUCCAGCAAGCUACACAGGCUGUACAGACGCUAGCAGAUGUAGCCUCAUCACAGUCCGGCACGGUGGUCACGACCACCCUCCCCCAGGCUCCUCAGGCCACCCCAGUGUCCAUCGAGAUGAACAGUGAGGCAGCUGCCCACGGGGUGGCGACCCUAGCGGAGGCCACGCUUGCAGAGGGGACCCAUAUCAUGCUGUCCAGUAACGGAGAGACGAUGGGAACAAUCAGUAAUGUCAACGAUGGUAGCACGCAAGGCAUUGUGAUACCAGCCUCUAUGUAUCAGAGCAUGGUGAACAGCAUGCAGCAGCACGGCGGGCAGGUCCAAGUCCACACCCACCUACCAUGCCACACAGUGGCCGUAGUGCAGUCCCAACCCACGGCGAUGGUCCAGUCUCAGCAGCUACAGCAGGUUGUGGUGCCAACCAGCAUCGUGGCUGCAGGAGGACACCUGCAGCAGCAGCAACAGCAUCAUAACUCGUCGGUGCCGCUAGCGACGCACGCCGUGGAAGUGGUUACAAUAGAGCAGCCUUGAGGGGGAAGGCUAGGCUAAAUGCUACUGGUUUGUCGCCACCCUCCUUCCCACCCAUUUUCUCUUGGAUCCGAACCGCUACCCCUGACCACCUUGAAAGUCUUAAAGUAUCACCCUUCAUUCUGUAUGUAUGAUGAGGUAGAUGAUAGCAGUACAUGAAUGUCUAAUCCUAUCAUAAAAAUAGACCAAUUGCAAACGACGCCACAAGCACAAACAACGCUCUCACUGGGGUCAAAGGAAGAUACAUCAUUGGCUGAGAGAUGUGCGGGGUGCAUCUGCGCUCGUAUGUUUCAGUUGUUUGAGCUAUGCAAAGGGUCCUGUUCAUCUUCAACAAAAGAGGAACAGGACCCACAAGAACAGGGUUGUCAACUGAGCUUUUCUCCACAAGAACAGGGUUGUCAACUGAGCUUUUCUCCAAAGGAACCAUCCUCCCUGCUCACCGUAGAGUUGAAAAGCCCAUUGUUUUGAUUAAAAUAAGAGCGCAAGUUCAUAAAGCUUUAGCAGAAAAUUGUGCUUAGCCAAUUUCUCUGCCAAGCCUAAAUUACCAGAUUACCAAUAACAGACACUCUACAGAUAUUAGUGUGUUAGGUUGUUUCUGCUAAGCAAAGAUUUUUCUGUGCUAAGCAGUUUUGUGUGCUUAUAAAAAUAUGAAGUUGGGCAAAGGUUGUGGGAUACUCUCCGAGCCAAAUUUCGUUCAUAUGAAUUAAAAAGUGCAAGACCGAGUAUAUUGCAUUCCCUUUGGAAAGCCGGAGAGAAAAAAAACCUUCUUCAUUCAAUUAAAUAAAGUGAAUGCUCUUCAAGAAAUCUAAAUUUUGAAAGAUUAGUCGUAGCGAGUUGACUUUAGCCUGUGGACCCUCUCCAAAGCACCUUGUUUUAGAAAUGACUUACAUUUUGCUUUUUGUUGCUGGGUGGGGAUAUAAGACCCUCGCAUAUGGUGUCACAAGACUGUAACAGAGCCCUCACUGAGGGCAAUGGAGACCUAUCAAUGGCUGAGAGUUGUGUGUGUGGCAAGCAUGUUUUCAUUGUUUGACCUCCGUAAUGGCUGCCAGUGCAAGGCGUCUGUAUAAGAUGGUUAUUUAAAACAAUAUCUCACAAGUUUGCACCAUUUUAAGGGAGAACGCUUUAAACAAAAAUUAAAAUCCUUAGGUGAUAUUGACAACUUGUCUUAAAUUGAAUCUAAGCACUUUGUGAAAUCAACACCGGGUUCUUUAGAUUUAAGCACAGCAUUGUUCUCUUCAAAUUAUACAUUUUGUAACAAUCAGAAGAUGACACUCAUUUGUGAAGUAGGAAAAGUAGACGGAGGGUGUUUCAUUCUACGUUGUAGCUGUUUCACAUUUCCAUCGAAUCAAAUUGUUUCCAAAAGAAACAAUAAUCUCUCGUUUUGUGAAUUUUUAACAGAAUUUUAAGGUGUCUUUUAUUUGCCAGAUUUAUGGCGUUCUGAAUACCAUAAAUUCUUAAUAAACCUUUUUAGGCCAUGAUUAAAAAAUAAAAAUAAAAAAUCAUGAUGCUCACUUGUUAUAGUAUUCUGUCUUAUAGUAUGAAGCCAAUUACAUGCCGGUAGACAUGGAUGGAGAUAGUGUGUUGUAUUUACUGUUGUUGUUGUUUACAAACAUGAAUUUAUACUCGGGGUAGACAUCAGUUUUAUUGUACAGCCUCUUGAAUAGCUUCUUUUCUUGUUUUAGUUCUAAGGGGAAAUAUAAUGAUACCUUCCCUUCAAAGGGUUUGGGUACUUUUUGUAGCACAAAACUCAAUGUCCACAGUUUUACAUUAAACCUACACU
Molecule: messenger RNA, 3734 nt
Organism: Asterias rubens (European starfish)
Lineage: Eukaryota; Metazoa; Echinodermata; Asteroidea; Forcipulatida; Asteriidae
Product: DNA-binding protein P3A2-like
Exons: 8
Coding region: 446-1957 (503 amino acids)
Biological process (GO): regulation of transcription by RNA polymerase II
Cellular component (GO): nucleus
Molecular function (GO): RNA polymerase II cis-regulatory region sequence-specific DNA binding; DNA-binding transcription factor activity, RNA polymerase II-specific
Source: RefSeq, a predicted model, not a curated record